Messenger RNA from Doryrhamphus excisus (bluestripe pipefish), 3885 nucleotides. It is a transcript of the gene ppp1r10, whose product is annotated as protein phosphatase 1, regulatory subunit 10. NCBI's taxonomy places the organism in Eukaryota, Metazoa, Chordata, Actinopteri, Syngnathiformes, Syngnathidae. Gene Ontology annotation, molecular function: metal ion binding; protein phosphatase 1 binding. The record is from RefSeq and is a predicted model, not a curated record. Gene Ontology annotation, cellular component: chromatin; PTW/PP1 phosphatase complex; nucleus.
UUUAAAAAAAACGUGAACCUGAUAAUUUAAUUUUAAUUUUAUGCACGACGACUAGCCACGCGGGUGUUGUCACUCGCAACCAGUCGCCAUUUUGGACAAAUACAUUUAUUGUAUUACAUUAUGUUUACAUUCAGGUGAGAUCACUACAUUGUUUUAAGGGCAUCCUCUAGUCCACACUAUAUCGAAGUAUGUAACUCGCGACGCUUAAUUUGAUGGGAAACCAACGCAAUUGUAGAAAAACUCCGCGAAUCGCCAUUAUGUCUUUGGCCAGCAAUACAAGGUCGUUUGUCCGCCAUUUUGUUUCAGAGUUACGAAGACAAAACGGCUGCGGUGACGUAGAAGUCGUCGCUUUGUAUAAAAGGAAAGUCCCUCCCCCUCCAGUUCAUUCCUGGAUUUGGUCAAAGGUUUAAAUUCGCUCUCCCGAAGAAUCAGCCGUCGAGGACUUCGACCAGCUACUUACUGAUGUUUUUUCUUCAAGUAAUGGACAUCCGAUUACCAUUUUUGCCUCCAGUUUGUUCUUGAAGGAAAGGCUAGCCUUUAGCUACCACAGCCACACCUAAUAGAAAAUUUGAAGCAGGCUGUGAAUUAUUUGCAGUGUUGUGGAGUUCAGAGACAAUAUAAAACGUCUACUACAACUGUUAAACGGAAAUGGAGGGGGUACCAGUGGACCCCAAAGAGAUUUUGAAGGGCGUGGAGGUUCUUCUAGGGAAGGAUGGAGGACUCUGCAGCCUAGAGGGAGUCCCAAAGAUGUUCAGCCUAAUGAAAGCAUCAGCGAAGAUGGUCAGUCGGUGUAUGUACCUUAACAUCCUGCUUCACACCAAGUCCCAUGAUGUUCUAAAUAGGUUCAUUCGAGUCGGUGGCUACAGGCUGCUGAACUCUUGGCUCACCUACUCCAAAACCACCAACAACACUCCUCUGCUGCAGCUCAUCCUGCUCACGUUGCAGAAGUUGCCCCUCAAAGUGGAUCACCUCAAGCAGAACAACACGGCAAAGUUGGUCAAACAACUGAGUAAAAGUGCAGACACUGAAGAGCUAAGAAAGUUAGCAUCCGUGCUUGUUGAUGGCUGGAUGGCAACAAUUCGCUCGCAAAGUGUAUCGAGCAGCACCAGCAGUCCCGCCGAUAAGAAGAAGAAGAAGGAAGAAGGCAAGGUCCCUCUCCGUGACGUGAAGGACAAGAGUGGCGAUGAGGAGAAGAAGAAAGACAAGGCUAAAGCCCACGCACCAAGCCACGCAAAGAUUCGUUCCAUAGGUCUAGAAAUGGACACUCCUACCCCCGCACCCACGAAGAAGACCCCGGUGGCGCCACAGCUGGGUGACAAGUACAACAUCAAGCCCCCACUAAUAAAGAGACCAAGUUCUGGUCCGUUUGAUACUCCUCCGCUGGAAAAGAAAUACAAACCUUUGAAUACACCUUCAAACUCGACCAAAGAAAUCAAAGUCAAGAUCAUUCCUGCACAACCAAUGGAGUGUACAGGGUUCCUAGACGCACUUAACUCGGCCCCCGUGCCGGGAAUAAAGAUCAAGAAGAAGAAGGCUGCCGCUGGUUCACCUUCUAAUACCAAGGCCGUGUCCCCGACCUCAAACAAGCCAAGUCCAUUUGACAGCAAACCAUCCACGUAUUCCUCGUCUUCUACCAAACCGUCAUCUCCAGAGACCACUUCAAGUAAUCCUGACGAGAACCAGGAGCCUGAGCGGCCUGGCACCCCUGUUCCUAAUGAAGACCCAGAUUCAAUGGACACCGGAGAUAAACCCAACGCGCUAUCAGAGCCUCGUGGUGAAGAGGACUUGACCAAGAAGGGCAAGAAGAAGAAGACAGUUCACUGGGCCCACGAGGACCAACUGAAACACUACUUCUAUUUCGACCUGGAUGAGACGGAGAGGGUCAACGUCAACAAGAUCAAGGACUUUGGGGAGGCCGCCAAGCGGGAGUUGAUGAUGGACAGGCAGACAUUUGAGAUGGCCCGUCGUCUCUCUCACGACACGAUGGAGGAGAGGGUCCCCUGGACACCCCCCCGGCCCCUGACACUGCCUGGCAGCUUGGUGAACCCUGGGUCCAACAGCACAGAGAAACUCACCCAGCGGGAUCGUGAGAUGGGCAUCCUGCAGGAGAUCUUCCUCAGUAAGGAGAGCGUGCCUGACAGCCCGCAUGAACCCGACCCAGAGCCUUAUGAACCAAUGCCUCCUCGACUCAUACCUCUGGAUGAGGACUCUUCCAUGCUGGAUGACGGAUACGUUGAGCCCAUGGACACCACGUCCCAGCAGGUCCCCGGCAUGGUCCAGAACGAGGGCUCCAAGCUGCCGCCCGUCCUCGCCAACCUGAUGGGCAACCUUAACAACAACUCGCGUAGCCCACAGCCCACAAACACUGUCAACAAUCCUGUCACGCCUGCCGUCAACGUACAGGAGCUGCUGACGUCGAUCAUGGGUGCUUCUGGUAACCAGUCUACCGAAGAUCUCAUCAAGCAGCCUGACUUCUCAGAUAAGAUUAAACAACUCCUCGGAUCGCUGCAGCAGCAGAACCAGACCCAGGGCCCACCCCCAGUCAACCAGGCUUUGCUGGGUCAUGGUCCAGGGAUGAACAACAUGCACAUGCAGAUGCCCAUGAACGGCGGCUACCCGCCCAACAUGCCCCCGGGCGGCCCCCGCUUCAACCACCCUCCGCCCCCGCACAAUCACGGACCGCCGUUCAACGCCGGAGGACCUCGUAUGAUGGGGCCGCCGCCGGGACAGGGCCGCGGAGAUAACGGCAAUUACUGGGGGGACGACUCCAUGAGAGGAGGGCCCCACCGAGGCGGUCUUUUCCGAGGCGGAGGAAGGGGUCGGGGAGGAGAGCCGGGUUUCCGGGGCCGAGGACGCGGGGGGCCCAGAGGGGGACACGGCAAUAUGAAUGACAUGUCCAAUCGGCCGGUGUGUCGCCACUUCAUGAUGAAAGGAAACUGCAGGUACGAGAGCAAAUGUGCCUUUUACCACCCUGGCGUCAACGGACCACCUUUGCCCCCGAACCACCUUGGAAGCAACCAACACGGACAUUAAAGUACGCUACCAAGCGGCUGACAGAACUGUGAACCUUCCACUUUCUUUUCCUCAAACCACUGCACAGACUAUGGCCCCGGUACGUGGGAGGAUCAUGAGUGGGACUGUGGUGUUUUUUUUAACCAUUAUUUAUAACAGCAUACGUACAUAUUGAGUUGGACUGAAACCUUCACAAGCUUUACCACUAAGUCCACGUCAGGAGCAUGCUAAUAGAACUUUCCAACACAAAGCCUUCCACGUCGUUCUCUUUUCAGUCGCCAAGCAGCGGAAUUCUUCAGCAGCACUUUGAAAACGAAAAGGCCGAUCCAAUCCAACCACGUGUAACGUUUUGACACGUGGCCUCGAAUGGAACGUUACGUCCUGGAGAUGAAAAGGAGGCUGAGCCCAGGAAGCCUCGUUUCCUUUCCUUUGCUGCUAAGUGGAUGUGCAGACCCCACGUGUGGUACCUCGCAAAAACUUCCGCUCUCGUCAGCAAAAAAAAAAAACAAAACAUCACGACACACGAGUGCCGCUCGAAACGAAUGACCUCAAACAUCGAACAUCGGAGCCCCCAUCAUACCCCCCUCAAAGGGUUCGAAUGUCAGUAUUAUGAUGACGCAUUCUGUAGGUCGGCAAUAAGAGUGUUUUCUGUGAAAACAAUGUCCUUUGCGUCUCUUGUGGGACUGCCCCCCCACCCCCACCCCCACCCACCCUUCCGUCUUUUAUUUUGAUACUAUGUUGAGUACAGUGGCCCCUUUUUAACGCGGGUCCAGGAUGAACUGUUUGUACUGUAUGCUUGUAUAACAGACAUGUUCAUGCGCUCAUUUUCAGUUUGACUUCUUUUCUACACUGUAAUAAAUGGAUGUUCAAAUA